This is a messenger RNA of Protomyces lactucae-debilis, 640 nucleotides long. RefSeq lists its product as uncharacterized. Lineage: Eukaryota; Fungi; Ascomycota; Taphrinomycetes; Taphrinales; Protomycetaceae. The record is from RefSeq and is a predicted model, not a curated record. The transcript has a single exon. Bases 9 to 620 code for a protein of 203 amino acids.
CAUGAGUGAUGUGGCUUGCUGUGAUGGAUGUCGUUUUAGAGUCGGUCGUGUUGGCGUUGCUUCUGCUUCCGCGUCUGCGUCUGCUACUGCCACGGUACCCACUGUCUGUUCUGCAUCCGGUGAGUCUAGUGCUGCUUCAUCUGUCUGCAUCCAUUGAUCUCCUCCGAAAUCAUAGAGACCCGUUGCCACGACAUUGGCAGACUUGGCGAGAUGCACCCCUAAACUCAGCAUAUACCCAAGACUCAACGUUCUCUGCCCAGCAAGCGGUCCAGAUUGUUGACCAAGCGCAGCAACGAGAGGUGUUCCUCGAAACGGUGAUGAAAUGGCAGCAAUCGAUCGUAUCAUCUCUGGUGUACCUGGAAGGACAGUUCCUAGCAUUUGCUGAAGAUGAUAGAUUGUGCAUCCACCAAAGGAGUGGCCUGCGAAAUGGAGGGGUUGGUCGGGUGACCAGUGCGGGUAGAGACCGGUUGUGUGGGUUCUACCGUACCGCGCAUGACCGUGUUCCUUGGCGUGUGCUUCACCGUAAUCGCAUCGACCUCCUUUCAGUGCAUAGUAGAGCUCAAUGGCACGAUCCCAAAGAGACGAGAAACUGCCACAUCUUUGUUAGUCUGAGCAGGUGAUGUCAAUGACAAUUACUUGA